Molecule: messenger RNA, 1756 nt
Organism: Myzus persicae (green peach aphid)
Lineage: Eukaryota; Metazoa; Arthropoda; Insecta; Hemiptera; Aphididae
Product: nischarin
Exons: 1
Coding region: 286-1647 (453 amino acids)
Cellular component (GO): cytoplasm
Molecular function (GO): protein kinase binding; phosphatidylinositol binding
Source: RefSeq, a predicted model, not a curated record
AACACCACUGAGCACACUGUCAAAAACCAAACUCUGUUAUCAUUUUUGCCGAAAAAUGAAGAUAAACAAUCUUGUAUUUCUCAAAUUUGUAUUUUUUCUAAUAGUUAUUCUGAUUUCUGUGGAUUUUCAAAGUUGUUUAUUUUUGUUCAUACUUAGUAGUGCUUCGCAAAAGAUUCUUCGUCUUCGCGAUGAGUUGUUGAUUAUAUAAUGAUUCAGUUUUAAUAAUUUUUUGUGUUAGUCUUAUUUACUUAUUAUUCUAAAUAAAUAUUGAACAGAGUAUAAAAAAUGUCUUGUUAUGUCCAAUAUUGUCAUGAAUGUAACAUUGCUAUUAGCAAGGCGGAAACAGAUACCGAUGGAGUAACAUAUUAUCAUAUCCAAGUGAAUGUUGGCGACGUUACAUGGAGUGUACAAAAACGAUACAAAGAAUUUUUGGAACUGCACAAAAAAUUAGUGAAUGAACAUACUGUAACUAAAGAUAUACUGCCUGGAAAAAAAAUAAUUGGGAACAAAGAACCGAAUUUCAUUGAAAGACGUCGAGUUGGCCUGGAAAUUUAUUUACAAACUGUUUUGUCAUUUUUACAAAAGUCAAUGCAUGAAGAACUAUUAGAGUUUUUAGAAUUCCACAAGUAUGAUGUAAUAUUAAUUGUCAAGAAACUAGCUAUAGAAUUUUUUCAAAAUGGGGAUGAUUACCUUUUGAACGAUAAUGGUUUUAAUUUUAAUGUCUUACUAUUAUAUGCAAUUAGUGAAAGAUUAAAAUUACCUUGUCCGGAUAGUGAAAAUAACGAGUAUAAUUUUAGCCAUGUGUUAGAUUUUUGUUCAAAAUUUAAAUACUUGGCAAUUAAGGGAGGAAAUCAUUAUGUUGGUACAAGUAACAUAAUUUACAAUAAAUUAAGUUUUGAGCUAUCAUCUUUUAAGAAUGUGAAUAAAUUUGAAUGUUAUAAUAUUGCAUAUAAUAUGAUAUAUAAUUUAAUGACAUUACGAAAUACAGUACGUAUAAUUACAGUAUACAAUUCAAAGCUUAAAACUCCUGAAGAUAUUUUGUUAAGUGAUAAUGUUCAUAAAGAAUGGUCCUCUGACAUGGAUUCUAGUAUGAUUUGGAAUAAAGUUAAAGUAGUUGAUUUCAGUUGGAAUGAAAUACAUACAUUAAAAAGUCUCACAGUUUUAACGCCAAAUGUUAAAACAAUUAAUUUAAAUGGAAAUUUAUUGAAUACUAUUGAAGAUCUAUCACCUCUUAGUUAUCUCAGUCACUUAUCACUGUCAAGUAAUAAUAUUACUGAAGUAUUCGACCUUCAUACAAAACUAGGAAAUGUUGUAUGUCUAAAUCUGUCUUCAAAUAAAAUUUCUGAUUUGAAAGCAUUUUCAAAAUUAUUUUCACUAGAAAUGUUGGACUUGGGCUCAAACUUGGUUGAAGAUAUAGAUCAGUUAAAACACCUGAGUGGGUUACAAAAUAUGAAUUAUUUAGUUUUGUCUGGAAAUCCUGUGUCAACUGUAGUUGAUUACAGAAUUAAGGUACUAGGUAUACUUAAAAAAAGAACUUCAGACUUUUGUUUAGACAAUGAGAGACCCACUCAAAAAGAGCUCGAUACUGUGGCAAUAAUGCAUGCAAUAAAGGUUGCCAAAGAAGGAAAAACAUUAUUUGAUAGAUGAUUUAGAUUGAACAAAAACAUUGUUAUUAACUACCUAAUCUAUAUUUAUUUUUUUGUUAUUCCAUAUUAUCGAUAAUAAUCACAAAUUAAGAUUUUAUUUGUGUCUUGUG